GCAUGGAUCCUACUGUAAAAAAAGUCAGUCAUUGUGAACUUGAAGUUGAUGUAAUUGCUGAAGACAUCUUGAAUCAAAUAAAUGUUGAAAGUUGUAUUGGUCAUAAUCCUGGUAUAACUGCUAUGUGGGAAGAUGAAAGACAACGAAGACGAGAUAUUGGACUAUCUUCACAAGUUGCUCUUCUUGUUUCACAAGAAUCAAAAUCAAAAUGUUUCCUGAUUUUACCGAAAAUGCUCAAAAUAGCUAUGAUGUCAAAAACACUAAAACGAUGUGUAAAUUGCAUAUGGCACACCGUUAAUUUGCACACUGGUAUUAAAACACCUUCAAAUUCAUGGGAUGAAGAGGAAAUGGACUGGAAACCACCUUUACGUAUGCCUCAAGUGGAUGGUCGUGGUGAUGACGAGGACUCCAGGGGACAUAUGUAG
Messenger RNA from Xenia sp. Carnegie-2017, 425 nucleotides. RefSeq names its product DNA polymerase zeta catalytic subunit-like. The coding region runs from base 3 to 425 and encodes 140 amino acids. The record is from RefSeq and is a predicted model, not a curated record. The transcript has 6 exons. Lineage: Eukaryota; Metazoa; Cnidaria; Anthozoa; Malacalcyonacea; Xeniidae.